GCUAAAAGGGUUGUAGUAAGAAGCGUUUGAGAGAGCUUCAUGGAAAUGUGUGAGCAAAAUCUUCUGAAUUCUGGCUAUGUUGGUUCUCUGAAUUUCCCUAUUCCGGAGUCGUUAUAUUUUUCCAACUUGCGGAGCAAUGGAGCUCAUCUCCCCCAGCUGCAUCAGAUUUCCUACAACAGGCGAGAGGUGUGCUCGCUCCCGUGGACUUCCCCAAAUUCGUGCACAUCUCCGCCUCAGAGCCGCGCCUUUAGUGGCUACUCUCCGCCGUUUCUACACAAUUCAGUGCCUGUAAAUACUCAUCCCAACGACCACAACAAGGCACCAUUUGACGAGUCCAGUAAAUACUACUUUCAGGAUGUAAACCACAAACCAGAAGAACAUGCUAGACACUCGCAGACCUUUUAUGGUGAACAUGGAGUUAUCAGUUCCGAUAGCUCGAAAUAUGCAUUUUCGAACUUGGAUAGACGGUCACAUGAUUCCGGUGCACAACACGAACUGAAUUACACCAACCAGGCAAUUGCCUCCGGCAUCAAGCAGUCGGCCAAUUCAAUUGCCCGAAUUCAACCAUCUGCAAGUAAUGCAUGUGCCAGAACUGCUUUUUCUGAUGGCGCACCCUGGUGCUCUUCACAAGCGAAACUGAGAAAGAAGAGAAAACCAUACACAAAGCCACAGCUUGCUGAACUUGAGAACGAAUUCAUGAUGAACGAAUUCGUAAACAGGCAAAAACGGAAGGAACUAUCUGACAGACUGGAGUUGAGUGAUCAACAAGUCAAAAUAUGGUUUCAGAACCGCAGAAUGAAAAAGAAGAGACUAGUGAUGCGCAGGCAUGCGUUCUCCAUGAACUGAGAGCCUUGGGCCCUGAAAGUGACCUCGUGCGGAUUCUGUUCAGACAAGCGCAACCACUUCAAACCUCAAACUCUAUUUAUUUUCAGAAAGGCACAUACUGAAACUUGUGUUUUGUAAAGCAUGCGAUUUAGGUUAAUUGGAUACAUCUAAUUAUUUUGUUCAAUGACCACACUUAGUAUUUCUGAGCGUAUAAAUCAGUGAUAAGGUACGCUCUUAGAAAAAAAGGGGUUAAUUGUGUUUUAUAUAGAACUUUUAAUAUAGCUAUGCAAUAGUUUAUUUUUGUAUUUCUGCAGUAUCAAAAUGAAUGUUAUUUAUAAUUUAAUCUCUGUAGCCUACAUGUAUAAAUUAUGUAGGAUAUGUCGUAUUGUAUUGACGAAUAAAAAUUGAUUAUAUGGUUAGAAAUGGAUAUUGCACAUAUCUGAUUGGACGGGUCGGUCCUGCCUGAAAUCAAACUGGGCCUACAGGAAUUGCUCGUCCAAGCUCAAGUUCGUAUUUGUCGGUGGUUUAAUGAACCAUGAAAAAUAGUUUUUUUUAUUAUUUAUUUUGUAAGUGUUUGCAUGUCUAUCGCAUGGCUAUAAUAAUUGUGUGUAAAUGUGUUUUUGUCUUAUUUUUUUUAUGUAUGCGUAAUCAUAGGCUAUGUAAUGCCUUCCCCUGUUGGCGCUGCAAUCGAAUGAGAGCUCUUGGGUAAAGCUAUAGCGUUCUCUCUAUAGUAAAGUAAAACUGCCUUGGGGGUCCAGUUAAUGAGUAGACCUAAUUUGAGCUGUUUACUGGCUCAAUGUUAGUAUCAUGUGUGAUAUCGGCUAAAUAUAUAUAUAUAUACAUAUAUAUACUUAUCUAGAAAAGCAAAAAAAACAUUUUCAUCAAUUCAUACAAUUCCAUGCCGACGAGUGUGUGUAUUAUGCACAUGUAUACAUUCGUGUAGACAUUUGAGGCGAGGGCUAUUUGAUCAAGUGGCACAUCAACCACAGAUAGGCUAUUCCUAAAUAAACCUACAUGAAUUUACUACUUCCUGAAUAUAGCUCUUACUCCUUAGCCUAUAUGAUCUUUAUGGUUUUGUUUGCUAGCAAACCAUUUAAUUCAUUUAUUGUUACGUUUAGAAAUGGUUAUAUGGUUUUCGAGGGAGUAGUUUGUAGGAUAUAUUUUAAUCUUUGGUAUUUGGGGCGACCCGUUAGGAGCGUUGUGCCAGUAACCGACAGGUCUGUUGAUGUGCCCUUGAGCAAGGCACAUAACCAUAAUUUCUCCUGUAAAUCGCUGUGGAGAAGAGCUGUCUGCUAAAUGACUAAAAUGUAUAGGAUAUACUUGUUUUAAAAAUAUAUAAUUAUUACCAAAAUAAGCACACACGUACUUAAUAAAAUGCUUAUUUCGAAGUGUUCUAGCUCGAACUUUUUAAUGGUCCGUUAUUUAGCUCAUAGCUCUGAAGUUAUAUUUUCUAGUUUUACAAUCCCAUUAUCUGAGAGGAUCAAAGGGGAACGGUGUGUUCUCCCAAGAUCUUUUUAUGAGAACUCUGCUAGAAUACGUAUGCUCGUGCUCUUCAGAUAUGGGGGCGCCAAAACAAAGUUAAGGUCAAGUUAGUAUCUUACAACAACAAAAAAUACCUACACAAACUUUAAGCAGAUAGUAUACUGCCUUCUCAUCAUUCAAAUUGUUUUAUUUUUUUGUGUGGUAUUUGCAAGGACUAUUUCAUGACGCAUCCAUGAGACGGGCCUGAAAACAAGGCCUGAAAACAAGGCCCAACUCGGCCAUUUGGUCAACAACAACUGUUUUGCAGUUUACUCAUCUUUUCGGUGUCAAUCUGUGUUCAUUGCCAAUAGCAAUUAUUUUGCAUACGAUAUUAUUGGUAGUAUAGGAAUAGAUAUUGUUGUUUUAGUACAUGGGUUGCAAUAAAACAUAUAUUUUUUCCCCUCUA
Messenger RNA from Oncorhynchus tshawytscha (Chinook salmon), 2752 nucleotides. RefSeq names its product homeobox protein Hox-D12a. Gene Ontology annotation, biological process: regulation of DNA-templated transcription. The transcript has 2 exons. NCBI's taxonomy places the organism in Eukaryota, Metazoa, Chordata, Actinopteri, Salmoniformes, Salmonidae. The coding region runs from base 40 to 846 and encodes 268 amino acids. Gene Ontology annotation, molecular function: DNA-binding transcription factor activity, RNA polymerase II-specific; sequence-specific double-stranded DNA binding. The record is from RefSeq and is a predicted model, not a curated record.